AUGGCCGAAAGAGAAGUCAUCAUACUCGAUAGCGAUUCCGACGAAGAUGACGACCUGCGCCGCGCUAUUCAGCUGUCACUCCAAGACCAGAGCACGAUGAACGACUCGGCUGCUGGUACAUGCCAUGAAACCCGAAACCCCGAGCCCGAUAACAAUUCCAAGUUUGGUGGUAUUCUUCUGAAUCGAAAAGAAAUGGAGGAGGCACGGCUGAGUCGAGUUGGAAAGCGGCGCCGAAACUCCAACGAAAGCAGCACAGGGGAGCCUGCGAUGAAGCGACCGACGCCACAGCCGUUGGAACGGGCAGCGAGCUCGCGAUACCCUCAGGGAAUUGUACGGCGCACCUGGACCAAAGGGUAUCCUAAAUCGUCCGAUGACAUUACCAUUGAGGAGAUUUUCCAAAAGGAAACCCUCCAGCUUGCCCUGCUGUCUUCUUUCCAAUGGGACGAGGAAUGGCUACUGUCCAAGCUCAAUAUCAGCAAAACCCGUAUCCUGCUCCUUGCCUUUGCGGCAAACGACGAACAGGUAACGUGUCAAAUUUCCCGAAACCUUCUAUCUCUACAACCAAAUCUGAUUCGAGGCUGGACAGAAACAAACAAUGAGAGAAAACGCGCCCCCGAAUAUCCGGUUUUGCUUCCCACCGAUGCGUGGCCCAGGAUCGAUGCACUCCAAGCUCCAGCUCCUGAAAUUCCCAAAAUGGUCUUUCUCAUCGAUUUACCCCGUCUCGAACGGGAAGGUGGCUCAGAAAUGACAUCGUUCGGGGAAAACGUGACCAAUUUCCUGACGGCAUCAGGCGUUGACGAUGCCAUGUCUAGUCCAGGAGGCCACACAGGGGAUACACUGCGUCGCGUCGGUUAUUGUGGCUUGGGAGAAACUGUAAGGGGGCUCGGCCUGGCUACGGACACACCCGUCGAAGUUGACUUGGCUUGUGCGUCCCUCGGUUCCAUCAACGGCGACCUCAUCAAUGCGAUAUAUAACGCUUGUCAAGGGGACGAUGGUAUGCAAGAGUACAUCGCGCGCGCCGGCCGAAAACUUAAAAACAAAGAGAUGCGACCCGCGGAAAGGCUCCGGGAUCGGUUCCGGAUAUACUUUCCAACCGAUCAGACGGUUUCCAAGAGUAAAGGCGGGCGACAAGCAAAGUGGUGGAGGUCGCCAAGUUUUCCGAAGGAGCUCGUCCGGGACUGUGUCAACAGUCGAGACGGGCUUCUAAUGCAUAGCAAGAUCAUCUUCGUCCGCAGGCCGGCAGAAACCUGGCGGGUUGGUGAGAAAUCAUGUACGGGAUGGGCCUACGUUGGCAGCGCCAAUCUUUCAGAAAGUGCAUGGGGCCGCGUAGUCAAGGACAGAGAGACGGGGGAUGCCAAGAUGAGCUGCCGAAACUGGGAAUGUGGUGUAAUUGUACCAGUACAUGGAAAUCCUGGUACUGGCGGCGACUUUUCCAUGUUCUCGGGAGUGGUUCCCGUUCCCAUGAAGAUCCCCGGGCACCCGUACGAGAAGACUGACGAGCCUUGGUUCUUUUUAGGCGACCACUGA
Molecule: messenger RNA, 1527 nt
Organism: Cordyceps militaris CM01
Lineage: Eukaryota; Fungi; Ascomycota; Sordariomycetes; Hypocreales; Cordycipitaceae
Product: tyrosyl-DNA phosphodiesterase, putative
Exons: 8
Coding region: 1-1527 (508 amino acids)
Biological process (GO): double-strand break repair; single strand break repair
Cellular component (GO): nucleus
Molecular function (GO): 3'-tyrosyl-DNA phosphodiesterase activity; single-stranded DNA binding; double-stranded DNA binding
Source: RefSeq, a predicted model, not a curated record